UCACACUCACUGAGUUUUCCCUGACUUUCUCUCUCUCUCUCUAGAAUCAGAGAACGAAAAUGAGAGUUUCGUUUUCAUUUCCAGUUCUUCGUCUUCUUCUUCUCCUUCUUUACUUUGUUAAUAUCUCCAUUGUAAAUGGGAAACAACAUGUGAUACCAGAAUACAAAGCAUUAUUAACCCUCAAGGCUUCCAUUGCAGAAGAUCCAGAAGGUUCAUUAAAAUCAUGGGAUAUAUCAACAUCUCAUUGUACCUGGAAAGGUGUAUCAUGUGAUUUACAUCGUAAAGUUAUUUCAUUGGAUUUAUCAAACUUAAACAUUUCAGGUAUAUUAUCACCAGAAAUCGGAAACCUCAAAAACCUCAUCAAUCUUACCCUCGCUUCAAAUUCCUUUUCCGGUCCUGUUCCUGUUGAAAUCUCUCAAAUUACUGGUUUAAAGAGUUUGAAUCUUUCUAAUAAUAUCUUCAAUGGAAGUUUUCCUACAGAGCUAUCAAGUUUGAGGGAGUUGGAAGUUUUAGAUUUUUAUAAUAAUAAUAUGUCUGGGAUAUUGCCUGUGGAGGUUACUGAAAUGAAGAAUCUUAAACAUCUUCAUCUCGGUGGCAAUUUCUUUGAAGGGAAAAUUCCACCUGAGUAUGGUAGUUGGGAAUUUAUUGAGUAUUUAGCAGUUUCUGGUAAUGAACUCGAAGGUGGGAUUCCUAAAGAAAUCGGUAACCUAUCAAACCUUCGAGAACUUUAUCUCGGUUACUUCAAUAGUUAUGAAGGUGGGAUUCCGGUGGAGAUUGGGAAUUUGACGAAGUUGGUUAGAUUGGACUUGGCAAACUGUGGUUUAUCAGGUGAGAUCCCUAAAGAGUUAGGGAAGUUGCAGAAUCUUGAUACGUUGUUUCUUCAAGUUAAUGCUUUAUCAGGUGAGAUAACUGCCGAGCUAGGACAACUUAAGAGUUUAAAAUCAAUGGAUAUGUCAAAUAAUAUGCUUACUGGUAGAAUUCCUGUAGAGUUAUCCCAGCUUAAGAAUUUGACAUUGUUAAAUCUUUUUCGAAACAAAUUAUAUGGUUCUAUUCCUGAGUUUAUUGCUGAGUUGCCUGAAUUAGAAGUAUUGCAGCUUUGGGAGAAUAACUUUACAGGUAGUAUUCCUCCAAAUCUUGGAAGAAAUGGUAAUCUACAACUUCUUGAUUUAUCCUCCAAUAAAUUAACUGGUACUCUGCCAGUAGAUCUUUGUUCUGGUAAUAAGCUUCAGACUUUGAUUGCUUUAGGGAAUUUCUUAUUGGGGCCGAUACCUGAAUCGAUUGGGAAAUGUGAGUCUUUGAGUCGAAUUCGUAUGGGUGAUAAUUUUCUUAAUGGUUCCAUUCCUAAAGGGCUGUUCAGUUUACCUAAAUUAGCUCAAGUGGAGCUUCAAGAUAAUUUAUUAGUUGGUGGUUUUCCUGAUAUUCAUUCAGUGUCUGAUGAUCUUGGGCAAAUUAGUUUAUCUAAUAAUCGGCUUAUCGGUUCACUUCCUUCCUCUAUUGGAAAAUUUUCUGGUGUUCAAAAAUUGCUACUUGAUGGGAAUUACUUCACUGGAAGCAUUCCUGGUGAUGUUGGGAAGUUGCAGCAGUUAUCCAAGAUUGAUUUUAGUAAUAAUCGGUUUUCUGGUCCGAUUGCUCCUGAAAUCAGUAAAUGUAAGCUGCUAACGUUUGUUGAUCUUAGCCGGAACCAGCUAUCAGGUGAGAUUCCAAUGGAGAUUACCAGUAUGAGAAUCUUGAACUACUUAAAUUUAUCUAGAAAUCAUCUUGUUGGUAGUAUUCCUUCAUCAAUUUCAACAAUGCAGAGUUUAACUUCCAUCGAUUUUUCAUAUAACAAUUUGUCUGGUUUAGUUCCGGGAACUGGUCAAUUUAGCUACUUCAAUUCAACAUCGUUUGUCGGAAAUCCCGAACUAUGUGGUCCAUAUUUGGGACCUUGUAAGUUUGGAGUUUCUAAUAGUACCCAUCAUCCACAUGUUAAAGGACCAUUCACUGCAUCAUUGAAGCUUCUUCUUGUGAUUGGCUUACUUAUCUGUUCGAUUUUAUUUGCUAUUGCUGCAAUCUUUAAAGCUCGAGCUAUUAAGAAAGCAAAUGACUCCCGUUCUUGGAAGCUAACCGCGUUUCAGAGGUUGGAAUUUACAAGUGAUGAUGUUUUGGAUUCUUUGAAGGAAGAAAACAUUAUUGGUAAAGGAGGAGCUGGAGUUGUUUACAAAGGCGUGAUGCCCAAUGGUGAUAAUGUUGCCGUGAAAAGACUACCUGGAAUGAGUAGAGGGUCCUCUCAUGAUCACGGGUUUAAUGCUGAGAUACAAACGUUGGGUAGGAUUCGACAUCGUCACAUUGUCAGACUACUUGGGUUUUGUUCGAAUCAUGAAACAAACCUUCUAGUGUACGAGUACAUGCCAAAUGGGAGUUUGGGAGAGGUUCUCCACGGAAAGAAGGGAGGUCAUUUGCACUGGGACACACGGUACAAGAUCGCAGUUGAGGCAGCUAAGGGGCUGUGUUACCUCCAUCAUGAUUGUUCACCAAUGAUCCUUCACCGUGAUGUGAAAUCAAACAACAUCCUUCUUGACUCCAAUUUUGAAGCUCAUGUUGCAGACUUUGGUCUUGCUAAGUUUAUGCAGGAUUCGGGUACUUCCGAGUGCAUGUCCGCAAUUGCUGGUUCUUAUGGAUAUAUUGCUCCAGAAUAUGCAUACACACUGAAAGUUGACGAGAAGAGCGAUGUAUACAGCUAUGGUGUAGUUCUUUUAGAACUAGUAAGUGGUAGAAAACCAGUUGGUGAAUUUGGUGACGGAGUUGACAUAGUGCAAUGGGUACGAAAAAUGACAGAUUCAAACAAGGAAGAAGUACUAAAGAUAUUAGACCCAAGACUCUCAUCAGUUCCACUCCAUGAGGUAAUGCAUGUUUUUUACGUCGCAAUGCUUUGUGUUGAAGAACAGAGCGUUGAACGUCCCACAAUGAGAGAAGUCGUUCAGAUAUUAACGGAGCUUCCAAGUUCACCCAACUCAACAAAUCCCAGUGAUUAUUCAAACUCACUGCCUCCAUCGUCCACCCUUGAAGCUGCCACAACAACUGAUGCGCAACCACAUCAAUCACCUCCACCAGAUCUACUUAGCAUUUGAAAUGCCAGGUUCUUUCCUCAUCAAUUCUAAUCUGUUGUUUUAGGAAGGUUUCUUUACAAAGUUGUUUUAUGCAUCUGUCUUAAUUUAUGGGGUUAAUAGUGGUGGGUGAUAUUAGAUAAUUAGUAGUUAAAAGUAUUUCUUGUACAGUGGUAGAAAGAUAAUGUUAUGUUAGAAGUGGGUUAGGGUUUUAAUUCAUGUAUUUUGCUUUCUUCAUCAUGUUCUGUUCUGUUCAUCAUCUACUGUUAUUAAUAUUAGCUACUAGUCAACUACUACCACUACUUGUAAGACAGUUGGUAGCAGUGUAAUCUGCAGAAACUCUGGAGCUUAACUAUUCACAGUGUAAUCAUCAAUGAAGUCAGUGUUUUCACUGAGUGUUGGUUAUGACUUAUUAUGAUACAAGUUGUAGAGUUUUCAAGUACCGAGAAACCUAGGGGUUUGAUUUUCAGGGUGAGAGGAGGGGAAGGGAAACUUCUGAAAUCAGAAAUCUAUCCAAAGUU
Molecule: messenger RNA, 3604 nt
Organism: Papaver somniferum (opium poppy)
Lineage: Eukaryota; Viridiplantae; Streptophyta; Magnoliopsida; Ranunculales; Papaveraceae
Product: leucine-rich repeat receptor-like serine/threonine-protein kinase BAM1
Exons: 2
Coding region: 60-3107 (1015 amino acids)
Biological process (GO): protein phosphorylation
Molecular function (GO): protein kinase activity; ATP binding; receptor serine/threonine kinase binding
Source: RefSeq, a predicted model, not a curated record